ACAUCGAUUUGGAUAUAACAUUUGAAUAUUUCGCAGUGCGAAAGUUUUUUUUGUUCAUUUUUGAUAAACUUUUGAUCCAUAAAAAUGAUAAGACGUUUUAGUAGUGAAUUCGUGAAUAAUUACUACAAAAGCAAUUCAACUGCCGAUAUUACCUUGUACUACUCAAUAUUGAGUCCGCCCUCACGAACAGUUUUACUCGUAGCAAAAGCGAUCGGAAUAGAGCUUUCGUUAAAGAGCGUCGAUUUACAGAAAGGUGAACAUUUAUCACCCGAAUUUCUUAAGAUCAAUCCUCAACAAACCUUACCGUUUAUUGUGGAUCACGGUCACCAUGACAUAUCCGUUGUUGACAGUCAUGCCAUUGCAGCGUACCUGUGUGAAAACUACGCGAAAGACGAUCAACUCUAUCCGAAGGAUACUGUAAAACGAGCACACAUCAAUGCCGGUUUACAUUUUGAUACAGGCUACUUGUACACUCAGUUCAAUAAUUUGUUUGAGGAUCUUUUCGUGUACGGUGCCACUGAGAUGUCACCAAAGGUUCUGACGAAAAUCUGUAAGGGUUUGGACACUAUGGAACGAUUUUUACAACAUGGACCGUUUUUGUGUGGCGAUCAUUUGAGUAUUGCGGAUAUUUCUUGCAUUGCAACGUUAUCGUCAAUGGACACAUUCUUGCCUAUCGAAAAGUCUAAGUAUCCGAAAUUAACGAAAUGGAUCCAUUCCAUGAAAUCGUUUUCAUUUUAUGAGUUGAAUAGAAAGGCAGCUGAGGAUGUUCAGGAAUUAAUGAGAAACAAAAUGAUAGAAAACCAGAUGGCAACUUGCAGAAACGUGUCGAAGUGAAGAAAGAAAUAAUAAUCAAAUUGCUUGCUUCCAAACCAGUCUAAAUAAACAUACACUAAUACAUUACGUUGAAAUUUAUUCAAACAACAAGUGUUUUA
Bradysia coprophila is the source of this 932-nucleotide messenger RNA. RefSeq names its product glutathione S-transferase 1-1-like. The record is from RefSeq and is a predicted model, not a curated record. Gene Ontology annotation, molecular function: glutathione transferase activity. NCBI's taxonomy places the organism in Eukaryota, Metazoa, Arthropoda, Insecta, Diptera, Sciaridae. Gene Ontology annotation, biological process: glutathione metabolic process.